This is a messenger RNA of Microstroma glucosiphilum, 2122 nucleotides long. Its product is annotated as kinase-like protein. Gene Ontology annotation, molecular function: ATP binding; G protein-coupled receptor kinase activity; G protein-coupled receptor binding. NCBI's taxonomy places the organism in Eukaryota, Fungi, Basidiomycota, Exobasidiomycetes, Microstromatales, Microstromataceae. The transcript is spliced from 4 exons. Gene Ontology annotation, biological process: G protein-coupled receptor signaling pathway; protein phosphorylation; regulation of signal transduction. The record is from RefSeq and is a predicted model, not a curated record. The coding region runs from base 222 to 1823 and encodes 533 amino acids.
UGCAAUAAGGUCACGAGACCUACCCUCGAGCAGGAAUCAAUCAGCCGAUCUCCGCCAUUUGCCCAUAUCGCGCCCCAUCUAUCGCAGCGAUUCGGGGCGCCCAGGUCAGGUACAAUCGGCACUGUAUCACUCUGUCAGAGCUCUCGGCGCUCUCUUCCAGCGCCCAUCUCCGCUGAGGUGGGGCAGACCUUUCCCCUUGGUCAGCCGCAAAGCAGUACAAGAUGGGAGCAUUCUGCUGCAAGCCGGACCCGAUUGAUUUCGAGGGUCCAGUAGAUCUAUAUCACUUCUAUCUUCUCAGAGCCGUGGGCAAAGGAGCCUUUGGCAAAGUCAGAGUGGUGCAGCACAAACAGACAAAGAGCCUCUAUGCUCUGAAAUACAUCAACAAGACGAAAUGCGUCAGGAUGCGGGCCGUGUCAAACAUCAUCCAGGAGAGACGGUUGCUCGAGGAGAUCGAGAGCCCAUUCGUCUGCAAUUUGAGGUAUGCGUUCCAGGAUGAUGAGAACAUGUUCAUGGUCAUCGACUUGAUGCUCGGAGGGGACCUGCGUUUCCACCUCGAGCGGUCAGGCAACAUGAAGGAAGAUAUCGUCCGCUUCUACGUCGCCGAGCUAGCCUGUGCUUUGGACUACCUACACAACCUGCAAAUCGUUCAUCGGGACAUCAAGCCAGACAAUGUUUUGCUCGACGAGAAGGGCCAUGCUCACCUGACGGACUUCAACAUAGCUGUUCAUUUCUCUCCUCGGCGUCCUCUCACAUCCGUCGCAGGCUCAAUGGCAUACAUGGCUCCGGAGGUCCUGACGAAGAGGGGCUAUCUGUCUUCUGUGGACUGGUGGUCAUUAGGCGUUCUCGCCUAUGAACUGCUUUUCGGUCGCCGGCCAUUCAACGGCAAAACGAAUUCUGCGUUGACACAUUCGAUCAUGAACGACCGGUGUAGCUUCCCAGACAACGUCGAUGAGCUUGUCUCUCGCGAGACUGUCAGCUGUAUUCGCGGCAUGCUUGAGAGGGACACUCGCAAGCGUAUGGGUUGUAAAGGUGGCUUGGCAGACUUUGUUGCACAUCCCUGGUUCGCCUCCAUCGACUUCAAUGCUCUACAACGGAAGCAGAUCACACCGCCUUUCGAGCCAGACUCGAAGAAGGCCAACUUCGAUGCCACACAUGAGUUGGAGGAGCUUCUAUUAGAGGACAACCCCCUGAAGGCGAGGAAGAGGGACGAGAAGAGGGAUAUCAACACCCUGUCUCCGGAACUCAAACAGAUGGAGUUGCACUUUCUGCCAUUUGAUCACCUGAAGCAAGUCAGACGAUCGUACUUCAAAAGUCCCCGCAAAGAUGGCGAGUCUUCGCAGCAGUCACCCUCCUCUCCGCAACCUCGCCGACAAAACCUGCAUAUGCUUGGAGGAGAAGACACUUCCACGCAACAGACUGCCUCUGGUGCGUACACGUUGCAGGAUCAGCCACUGGCAGAGAUGGGAUCGCAGAUCGGGACCGGUGUGGCAGGGGCCAGUGGCCUGCUGCAUCCGCAUCCUACAUCGGGUCCGGGGAGUGUAGGUCAUUCCGGUGCAAAUCCUACCGCUUAUGCCAAUGGGCUUCCUUCGCCACAAGGAUCCGCCUCUGGGCACGACAGCUAUCGUCAUGCUGGCGGUAAAGCGGACGAGGACGCCGUCGAGAUGAUCUCUCCGCAUCGAGAGGAGCAGGAGCACGAGCAUGGGCAGGGUAGACGUAGUCAUGUUGCAAGCACCCACAGCCUCAGCCAUAGCCUUGUAGGAUCGCAAAAUGGCUACCCCAUGCAGGACAUGUCGUCUGCCGCUGCCCAUCCUCCGCCGCGGUAGACGAUGUAGACAGACGCAGCAGAUAAAGAGACAGGUAGAUGGAUGGGAGCAAAAGAAGGACGGACCACCUACCUCCUCCUCCUCCUCCACUUUUGCACUCAUGCACUUCAUGACGUACGUAGGUAGAAUGUGUCACCAGAAGAUUUCCAUUUUCAUCUCUACACGCCGCCCUUUCCUUUCAACGACGAUUCCUCCCUAAAAGCGAUUGCCUCCCCGUCCAAGACCACUCGACUUCCUCAUGUCUCACACGCUCCUUCUUUCUCGUCAAAAUCAAUACCCACCUUUACCUUGCCUUGUUC